AGUAAGCAAUGGGGAGAGAGGGCGCGCGCGGGCCGAGGUUCCCGCGAGCGGCUUUGUGAAUGAAUAAGUGAGUGAAGAAAAGAGGCGGUUGGGCGCGGGAAUAGUGAUGGAGCGAGGACAGAGUGAGGAAUACCAGUACCUGCAGCACAUCCGGAACAUUCUGGAAACAGGCUCCCAGAAGAAUGAUCGCACUGGGACUGGCACCUUGUCCGUGUUCGGGCUACAGUCUCGGUACAGUCUGAGGGAUUCUUUUCCCCUCCUCACUACAAAACGAGUGUUCUGGAAAGGAAUUGUUGAAGAGCUGUUGUGGUUUAUCAAGGGCUCGACAAAUUCUAAGGAGUUGUCAGAAAAGGGGGUUAGAAUUUGGGAUGCCAAUGGAUCGCGAGACUUUCUGGACAAGCACGGAUUUUCAAACCGAGAGGAGGGCGAUUUGGGGCCUGUUUAUGGCUUCCAGUGGAGGCAUUUUGGGGCUGAAUACAAGGACAUGCAUACAGAUUACUCUGGUCAAGGAGUCGAUCAACUCCAGAAUCUAAUUGACACCAUUAGAAACAACCCAGAGGAUCGCAGAAUCAUUAUGUGUGCUUGGAACCCUAAAGAUGUUCCUCAUAUGGCUCUGCCUCCCUGUCAUGCUUUAUGUCAGUUUUAUGUAUGUAAUGGAGAGUUAUCCUGUCAGCUGUAUCAACGAUCAGGAGAUAUGGGCCUUGGUGUCCCAUUCAAUAUAGCCAGCUACUCAUUGCUGACAUACAUGAUUGCACACAUUACAGAUCUGAAGCCUGGUGAUUUUAUACAUACAUUGGGUGACGCUCAUGUUUACAACAACCAUAUUGAGGCAUUGAAGAUUCAGCUCCAGCGUGAGCCUAGACCUUUUCCAAAAUUGAAGAUUUUGCGCAAUGUGGAAAAUAUCGAAGACUUCAAAGCAGAAGACUUCAAGUUGGAAGGUUAUAAUCCGCACCCUACAAUCAAGAUGGAAAUGGCUGUAUAAUGUACUUAUUUGUGUACCUAAGCUGAUAAAUAAAAGGUGAAAACUGCGAAAAGAGCAUGACAUUCUAUCGUGGUUUUGUAGGAGCUGCAAUCUUCUUGGAAUGACUUUGAUAAAAGAUAUGACAUUUGUCUCUCCAAACAAAGCUAUAUGUCAAUCUAAAUUCUUAUGAAAUAUACAGUAUUAUAUGCAUUCUAAAAAAUUGUCAGUAAAAGCUUGUUUUCCUUCUUUUGACAAUGUCACAAUGCUAAGCUUGCAGCAGUCGCUUUGCAUCCUUUUCAGGCUACUGAUUUGUGACUUGCGUCGCAAAAUGUAUAUAGCAUUGCAGAGGACAAUAUUGUGAAAGGUAUGCAACCCUGUGUAAUCUAGUUAUUCAGUCAAUAUAAAGCAAUAUUGCAAUCUAUAAUUAUAAGAUUCUUUACAUUGAUCCUGAUUUGAAAGUGCUUAGUUUUUCUUUUACUAACCUAAUUACUCAGACAUUGUUAUUGUACUUUCUAAUGUUACAUUUGGGUGAGGAGAAGAAUGGCUCCAGUUUUUUGUUAUUGUGCAUACUUGCUUUCAUUUUAUUUAAAGAUGCACAAAGAUUACUUUUUACACUUAGAUAGGGAACUGUAUUUGUUGUACUUACG
Molecule: messenger RNA, 1608 nt
Organism: Stegostoma tigrinum
Lineage: Eukaryota; Metazoa; Chordata; Chondrichthyes; Orectolobiformes; Stegostomatidae
Gene: tyms
Product: thymidylate synthetase
Exons: 7
Coding region: 107-982 (291 amino acids)
Biological process (GO): dTMP biosynthetic process
Cellular component (GO): cytosol; mitochondrion
Molecular function (GO): thymidylate synthase activity
Source: RefSeq, a predicted model, not a curated record